UUCAACACGCAGGCUCCAGGGCGCGUGCCCUACGCUGCCGGCUCUGAUUGGCCGCCACGGGUAAGGGCGCCGCCCAAUGGGAGGUGUGGAUGGUGAGGGGUGCCGCACACCGGGAGCCGGGGGUCUGUGUCAAGAGCGGCGGGGUCUGCAGGAGGCGAGAGAGACGGGCACUGCUUUCCCCACAAUGGCAGAGAUGGCCGAGACGACCGAGAUGCUGACCCAGAUAUCACCAAGGGCAAUGGCGAUGGCAACAGAGGUGACUGAUGUGAAACCUGAGGAAGCCCUGGCCUCAUCCCUCUUCCUCCAGCACCACCAGUUCAUGUGCUCUGAGUGUGGCAGCCUCUACAACACACUGGAGGAGGUCAUCUCACACCAGGAUCAGCAUGUGCCCACUGUCCCAGAGGAGGAGGCACUGACCACCCAGGACGCUGGCCUGGAGCCAGAGCUGGUGCCAGGUACUGAGGAUGGGCCUUUCCAGUGUGGUGAGUGCAGCCAGCUCAUCCUCUCCCGUGGUGAGCUCCUGGCCCACCAGGACUCCCACCUGCAGGCGUCUGCAAGCCAGAUCCAGUACCAGUGUGGGGACUGCCAGGAGCUGUUCCCCUUGCCUGAGCUGUGGGUGGCUCAUCGGAAGGCCCAGCACCUUUCUACUGCAGCGGCCGGACCACCAGUGCUGCCGCCUCCCCCGCCCCCUCCCUCAGCACCACCACCUCAGUCUCCUGCUCCACCUGGAGUCAAGAUGGAGCCCUACGAGUGUCCUGAAUGCUGCACCCUCUGUGCCACCCCUGAGGAAUUCUUGGAGCAUCAAGGCACCCACUUUGACUCCCUAGAGAAAGAGGAAUGCAAUGGGCUAGAGGAAGAUGAGGAUGAAGAAGAUGAUGAGAUGGAGGAGGAGGAGGAGGCGUUGGCCUCAGAGGUUGGUGACAGUGCUAUAGAGGGCGACAAGUCCACAGAUGCCCGGACCCAGAACUGUGGAGAUUGUCCCCAGCACUGGACCUCCGCAGAGGCACGCCGACGACACCGGCGCGCAUCCCAUGGCCCAGCAUCAACAACCCACCCCUUCCGCUGCAGCCAGUGCCAACGCAGCUUCAGCUCGGCAAACCGGCUGCUGGCUCAUGGGCGGGCCCAUGUCGGGGGCACACACGAGUGUACCACCUGCUUCAAGGUCUUCAAGAAAGCAGCUUCACUGGAACAGCACCUGCGGCUGCACCGCGGGGAAGCCCGCUACCUCUGCGUGGACUGUGGCCGUGGCUUCAGCACAGAACUCACCCUGGUGGCCCACCGGCGGGCCCACACCGCCAACCCAUUGCAUCGCUGCCGCUGCGGCAAGACAUUCAGCAACAUGACCAAGUUUCUCUACCACAGGCGCACCCACGCCGGCAAGAGUGGGGUGCCCCCCCUCACAGCAGGAGCCUCCCUGACUCCAGCGGAGCCCAUGCCCCCGCCACCGCCCCCUACCCCACCUGCCCAGCUGCCCUGCCCACAGUGCUCUAAGUCCUUCGCCUCAGCCUCCCGCCUCUCUCGGCACCGGCGCACAGUCCAUGGGCCCCCUGAGCGGCGACACUGCUGCGGGGUUUGUGGCAAGGGAUUCAAGAAGCUGGUCCAUGUGCACAACCACCUGCGGACACACACGGGCGAGAGGCCCUUCCAGUGCCACUCCUGUGGCAAGACCUUUGCUUCUCUGGCCAAUCUCAGCCGCCACCAGUUGACCCACACAGGCGUGCGUCCCUACCAGUGCCUGGACUGUGGUAAGCGCUUCACACAGAGCUCCAACCUGCAGCAGCAUCGGAGGCUGCACCUGCGGCCAGUGGCCUUCGCUCGAGCACCCCGCCUCCCCAUCACUGGUCUCUACAACAAGAGCCCCUACUACUGCGGGACGUGCGGCCGCUGGUUCCGUGCCAUGGCAGGCCUGCGCCUGCACCAGCGGGUCCAUGCUCGAGCACGGACGAUGACACUACAGCCCAGAUCACCACCUCCCGCCUCACCCCCACCCACCCAGCCUCAGCAGACUAUCAUGUGCACUGAGCUCGGGGAGACCAUCGCCAUCAUCGAGACAUCCCAGCCGCUGGCACUUGAGGACACACUGCAGCUGUGCCAGGCGGCACUGGGGGCCAGUGAAGCGAGCGGGCUGUUGCAAUUGGACACGGCCUUCGUGUGACACAGCUAAGAGCGACAAGAAGAGUUUGGUUGCAGCAGCAAGUGUGGGCUCCUCUGGGGAGGAAGGGGACCGCACCCUGGCAAGUCCACCCCAGUGGGUUCCAGGAUCUACCCGGGCAUCUUACCCACUGGCUCCUCAGGACAGCCCUGCCAGGUUUCUCUUGUCACCUUCCUCUGCCUGAGGGGAAACCGAAGCUCUGAGACGUGAUACGAUCUGUCCCAGGUCACCCCGCAUAGCAGGGUUUGCCAAGGUUCUUUGCAUCACCCUGCUACCCAGAAACAUCAGGUAACCUUUCCUGAGCCCUGGCCAUGUGCUCAGGUAUGUGCCCCAUACAUCUUUAGGUCCUUCGCUGCCCCCCAGCCCUAGCUUCCCUGGACUUUCAGCACCCAGGACUCAGCCAUGCCUGGUGGAGGAAGGUACUGACUUCUCGGGGCUUCCUUAAUCUCACCUUUAACGAUGGAAGGAAACCUCUAGGUGCCCUCGUGCUCAGCUGCAGACAGGGAUGCUGGAGUCCCAGGAAUGAGUCAGACACGGGGCUCGGCCCAGGAGGCCUAUAGUGUGUGAGGAACAUGCACAAGUACAGAUGGCCU
This is a messenger RNA of Eptesicus fuscus (big brown bat), 2745 nucleotides long. It is a transcript of the gene ZNF526, whose product is annotated as zinc finger protein 526. The coding region runs from base 77 to 2155 and encodes 692 amino acids. Gene Ontology annotation, cellular component: nucleus. NCBI's taxonomy places the organism in Eukaryota, Metazoa, Chordata, Mammalia, Chiroptera, Vespertilionidae. Gene Ontology annotation, biological process: regulation of transcription by RNA polymerase II. The transcript has 2 exons. The record is from RefSeq and is a predicted model, not a curated record. Gene Ontology annotation, molecular function: RNA polymerase II transcription regulatory region sequence-specific DNA binding; DNA-binding transcription factor activity, RNA polymerase II-specific.